Molecule: messenger RNA, 732 nt
Organism: Closterium sp. Naga37s-1
Lineage: Eukaryota; Viridiplantae; Streptophyta; Zygnematophyceae; Desmidiales; Closteriaceae
Source: the annotation of a GenBank genome assembly
AUGGCGACAUACGGCACGCGAGCGGGGCUAGGAGGCUCCGGGAUUUCCGGGGGAGGCGGAGCGUCUGAAAUCCCUCUAUGGCAGGGCGAUGCGGAGAGAGAACAGUACGAGAGUUUCGCUGAUUUGUACGCGAUUAUAAAGACUACUGAGAAGCUCGAAAAGGCGUACGUCCGGGAUUUGAUCUCCCCCGCGGAUUACGAGCCCGCUUGCGCGAAGCUGAUUGGCCAGUUCCGGACGCUUCGCACCGCGCUGCAAGGCGCCGUGCCCGAUAUAGAGCGAUUCAUGACAACCUCACCACCCCCACUUCACCCGCUCCUCUUACUCCCCAGCAGCUCUCCCUGUUCACUAAUGAGCUCUCCAUUUCCCACACCCCACAUUCCCUUGUUUUCCCGCUACCUCCGACCCCUCCGCACCCCCUUCCACCCACUCGACCCCCAAGUGCACCCGCUGCACUCUCUGCUCCUCAACUCCCUCUGUAGCAUGCCAUCUCUACCACCCGAGUUCGAGCGUAGCAAGGUGCAUCCGUUGCUCUCCCUGCUCCUCAACUCCCUCUGCAGCGUGCCCUCAUUACCAGCCGAGUUCGAAGGCCGUACCAAGGUCAGGGACUGGCUCGUGCGCCUCAACAGCAUGGCUGCUAGCGACGAGCUGUCGGAAGAGCAGGCGCGGCAAUUGAGUUUUGACCUUGAGUCGUCGUACUCUGUGUUCAUGCAAUCACUUGGAAUAAAAAGCUGA